AUGGCAAUGACUGCUCCUGUGGUUAAAGUUGAACCACGAACCACUACUGUUACAACUUCAUCAACAGAAGGGCAUCCAUUCGCGCAACUACAGUCCCUAACCAACACCAAUGUGGUCGCGAUUAGAUCUUUGAAUUUAUCUUCAGGAGUCGAUAUAAACUCCCCGGACGAUGUUACGGUUAGUAAAGAACCUUUAUGUUGUGAUUUAUAUGGGAUAUGCAUUGAUAUGCUAUACAAAUAUUUCUAUGUUUAUAUGUGUGGUGCCAUGUAUAUUGUAUAAAAUCCCAUUCUAUAGUUAUCACUAGUAUUAAAUCACAACCUACCGGGAGGCUUAUAGUUAUAAUGUUUAGUAAAUUACCUUAUUAUAGUAUAUUGAGGGCUUUGAAAGGCAGUUUUAAGCCCCAUACUAAAAAAAGGGUUUGUUAUUCACGUAUUUUGUUGACGUUGUCGUUUAUGGAGAGUUGAUAAAAUUACGUUCAUUGAAUUGACGAACCACCUGUUGAACUUAAUCAUACGUUGCCGUUGGAUAUUUAUAAUAUGUUGUUAACAAAGCGCAAUCUUCUUAAGAUAAAAUGAAACAAAUUAAAAGAGUUUUUAAAUAUAGUAUAGAGAAUUUGCUAAACUAAUUCAAAUCAGUGUAUCUACUUAUAUGCGCAAGGUCACGUUUCGCAUAAUACAUAGUAUCAAUUUUCAUUGCCCGACAUUGGCCAUACUCCAUCUUUUUCAAACUGCGUCAGUUAUAGUAAAUAUUUUUAGGAUCUGCAGUUUCAGAUAUUUUACUGUGAUAUUAUGUUGCAAGAAAAACCAAGGCAUUUUUAUAAGUAAAACUUAGUGUUGUUAUCUUGUGACUGGCACUUGUGAACAAAGAAAGCCCGCCGAAUCAAUAUUACAUGACGGUGCCAAGUCAGUACACGAAUACAAAACAGUUCAACCAAAAUUCCAAAAAUACUUCCUAAAUUUGGUUUUUCUUGUAUUAACUAUUGCAGUGUUAUCCUUGGACUUAGACAUAUAAUAUUUAUAGGCAUUAUAUACUGUAUACAGUCAAUGUAAUACAUUAAUUAAACAAUAUACUGAUUAUGUUUUCGUCAGUGCGACUACAUGAAUAAACUGUUCAACGAAAAUAUGCUUUCCUAAAUUUGGUUUUUCCUGUAACCAUCACAGACACAGCUUUCCAUAUAAACAUUAAUAUUGAAGGACAGUGUAUAUAUUGUUUUGGUAAUCUAAUAUUUUAACAAACAACACUGAUAAUUAUUUCGUUUAUUUCCUAUUAGGUAAGAACCGAAAUGGAAAGAUAUUUACCAGCUGUACCCUCACCGAUAAGUCCUUUUUCAUUCCCAAGCUGCAGACGAAAAUUUCGAAGAGAGAGCGCGAAUGUUGUCAGUGAAUUUUUCAAUUUUGAUAACUCUGUGAAAGUUGAAGAAGUCAAAGAACGAGAAUUGAAAGAAAGUGUUUUUCUAAAUAUAGGCGAUCAUGAGAAAAUUAUCACAUCUAACUCAGAAAAUGGACAAGUUUCAGUAGACAUUAAUUUUAAUCAAUUUCGUCCACCACAGAUCAGAAAUUGUAUGGUUGUCUACCCACCAACACCACCAAGUUCAAAUCCAGGUUCCCCAGAGAAUGCAAUCCCUCGGUCAGCAAUACUUAUGCACCCACCUCCUGCAUAUGCUACACUAACUACAGGUCGGCGUGCGGCUGCAGCUGACUUACAACGGCGUAGAAUACACCACUGUGACCAUCCUGGGUGUAACAAAGUGUACACAAAAAGUUCGCACCUCAAAGCUCACCAAAGGACACAUACAGGGGAAAAACCAUACAAAUGCUCAUGGGAAGGAUGUACGUGGCGAUUUGCCCGGUCAGAUGAACUUACCAGACAUUUUCGGAAACAUACUGGAGCCAAACCAUUCAAAUGCCAGCAUUGCGAACGAGCAUUCAGUAGAUCAGAUCAUCUUGCAUUGCAUAUGAAGAGACAUACACAGUGAGGACUGAUCUCUUGUAAAUAUAUAUGUUUGUUUCAAAGUAUUUUCUGUUCUUUUCUGUCUCAACCUUUGAACAAAACCAGAACUGUAGAUCAGUUCUUGUUCCAUUUUAUACAUAAUUAUGGAGAGGCAUGUACAGUUAAGUCUAAGGACCUCUUAACCUGCGAUGCAGACUCUAGGACCUCAGAAAGUCUAUUACUAGCUAUAUUUUCAUUUACCAUUCAUUCAAUGUGCAAAGAUAAUAUUCUAUGGUAGUCGGCUGACUCAGCUCUAUCUUCAUUCUCCAUUCAUUUUGUAAAGACAAAGACUCAAAGUGGCUUCUAUCUUUUUCUGAACAUUCUCUAACUUUGAUCAAAAGUGAAUUGUAGUUCAGAUGUAUAUUGUAUAUAAUUGUACCUAUGAUAAUCAUAGUACUGUAAAAUUAAAUUAAAGAGCAAAGAACUUAUUUAUUUUUCUAUUUUAUAAAAUAAACUGUACAAAUUUCAAGUGUGGGUUCAUUCAUUUAAAAGUAGGAUUACCAUAUUCAAUGAACAUAAUUUCAAAAUAUGCAAUUGACUUUCGAGCUUUAAUACAACAAAACAAACUCCCAGUAUUAAUUUAUAAACAGUGCCAUCUUGAGAAAGAAACUGUAUGUAAUAUUUUGAACUCUAUAUUGCAAAUGUGUCAAAUCUUGUGUUUCAAGAUGGAACUUUUAUUGGCCAUACAACAGGUUGAAAUUAUAAACCAUGGUAUGGGUAUGCAUGAGCUAUAAUCUAUCAUGUAAACAAAAUCCAUAUUACCUUUAUUACCUAAGUCUGUACAUAUAUCUUUAUAAGUGCUGUUUCAAUGAAAUGCUAUUAAACCUUGAAACAGCCAGACCUCUUCUUCCCUACUUAAUAAUUUUAACAUAUAAAGUGCAAAACUGCAGAAUUGCAUUGUUAUCCACACAUUUAUUAUAUUUUUAAUAUUAACAAACCUACCUCCUCCACGAGGGCACACAAAUUCUCUUAUAAUGAGGCCCUCUGCAGUCUGAUGAUGUUGAUGUGUUCCGCCGUCAGACCCUGAGCGUAAUAUACCACACAGGCUGUUGUGGAAGAGGCAAAAUGGCUCAUGGCUGUGACGUCCACGGUCUUAAUUAUUUGCAAUUAAGAGCCCCAUGCAUAUAAACCACUAAACCCAUAGGUAUAGGAUAGUAAGGAGAUCUAUAUGUAUCACUAUAAAUGGCUAUAAUUUUAUAUAAAGUGCAAAAUAUCUGUCUUGAGUUUAUAUAUAUUAAAAAGUCACAAAUUGAAUAAAAAAAAACCUAUUAAAAAAUAAGUCUUUAAUAAAUUUAAUUAUAUUCAUCUUAAUUCAAUGCCGAAAGCAUUCACCUAUCAAAAUUUACAUAUCUAUAUGGUACCUUCCUUCUUCGCCGAAUCAUUUGCAUGUCAACUGGACUUCUGCGAUGAAAUUUCAGAUAUAAAUGCCGCCAUGUUUUACAAAUAUUCCACGUGACAAGACCAGGCCACAGAAUAGGAAGUUAUACCAGAAGCGUAACUCGAGCAAAUAUUUGUCCGCGUUUUUACAAGCGAUUCGUCAUCAAUCACGCCAUCCUGGCUAGUACAACCGGCACUUUGUACCUACCAAAUCCUGAUAAAAACUUCCGGCUGUACUAGCCAGGAUGGCGUGGCCUGACGUGAGCGAGUUAAAAUUUUCGUGGACCUCAAACAAUAAGGGAAACGACUAGAGUUACGCUUCUGGUAUAACUUCCUAUUCUGUGACCAGGCAGUGUGACCAGAUUUUUGCAAGGCAAUUACUAAAUAAGCAUGCAAAAAAUUACCAAAACGUAGAAAAAAUUACUAAAUUUCUGCUGUCGACCAAAGUGGUCUGAAAAUCAAUAAAACACUCAGUAAAACAAAAUCGGUAAAACGCUUUCCAUCACUGAAACUGUGUUUUUUCCCAUAUUUUUCUUUCCCACUCGUACUUUUUCAUUGAAUUUGUAUAAAAUGCAAAUAUGGUGCCGCCAUGACCAUGAUCGGACCCGGGCCCCGGUCCCUAGCCCGACAGGGUGAGUGGUGAUCAGCAGGAUUCCGUCGAUUCAGCUGGCUUGGGCCAGCAGCUUGCAAUUUGGAUGUACAGCUUUGCAGGCAUGGACCUGUAACUGUUCUCACUGAAUUUUUGAAUAACAGGUUGUGUCAUUAUGGCGUAUUUGGUUGAAUUUCAUGCGAUAACCAAAAUAUUACUAACUUUAAGAGAAAUUACUAAAAAUAUUACCAAAAAUUUUCAAUUACCAAAAAAGUCAGAAAAAUCGCGAAAUAUUACCAAAAGUAAUUAAAAUUACCAAAUCUGGUCACACUGAGACCAGGCACCACUGACCACAGAGUAGAGACAUACAGAGACGUAACUGAACGUCGUAAACACUGCGGAAGAUUACGUUUUCAUGUACCCACUUUUUUUCAGGCGACCGGGCGAAAAAUGAUCAACUGCGCGUGCUCAGCAAGUUUAAAGUGAGUCGUCACCAGGUCGUCAUCCAGUCAGAUGCAUGCAUCUAGUAACUUGCCGAGCAUGCGCACAAAAAAGUGGAUACACUAGUUCCGUCUCUGUAUGUCUCUACUCUGUGACCAUACUUCCACUAAAACACUAACGCACCGGAUUGGUUAAUAGAACUUUCUUGACAAAUAGCGUUUUUCAAUAGCUUCAGUUUCAUAUACAGCACAACGUUCAGUGUUGAGUAUUUCUGCUCAUAUCUCAGAAUCCCCCCCCCCCCCUGAGUUAGCCUCCCAGUUUACACAGAGUUCAAUGAUAUGGACACAAUGCUAAAUAAAAGAUAGAAGAUCAUUAAUACUGUCAUUAAUAAUAAGGCAAGACUUAGCAGUUGCAAGGAACGAUUAUGUGUCCGGAUACUUAACAGACAAUAUUCAAGAGAAUCCUAAAUCUUUCUGGUCAUCUAUAAAGAAAUCUAAAAGUGAUGGUUCUGUUGGAAUUCCUGACCUUAACAUCGGUGAGAAACUGACUGGUGACCCUUCUGCUAAGGCUAAUGGAUUAAACUAA
This is a messenger RNA of Paramuricea clavata, 4981 nucleotides long. The record is from the annotation of a GenBank genome assembly. NCBI's taxonomy places the organism in Eukaryota, Metazoa, Cnidaria, Anthozoa, Malacalcyonacea, Plexauridae.